Messenger RNA from Homarus americanus (American lobster), 2399 nucleotides. It is a transcript of the gene Bmcp, whose product is annotated as mitochondrial uncoupling protein Bmcp-like. The coding region runs from base 124 to 1032 and encodes 302 amino acids. Lineage: Eukaryota; Metazoa; Arthropoda; Malacostraca; Decapoda; Nephropidae. The record is from RefSeq and is a predicted model, not a curated record. Gene Ontology annotation, biological process: transmembrane transport. The transcript is spliced from 9 exons.
GAAGAUGGCUCACCAUCAGUCGGCUCCAAUCCAAGAAAGAGUGUGGUAGUGUUCGGACAUCUCUCUGCAUUUUCUUGAAUCUCUGUGGUUCCACAUUUAUUCCCAAGGCGCCUCACACGUGGGAUGGGCCGGAGCGACUGGCGCCCUUUCAUCUACGGGGGCUUGUCUGCCUGUAUUGCAGAGUUCGGGACUUUUCCCAUUGACACGACCAAAACUCGGCUCCAGAUUCAAGGUGGACGAAGUGAUGCCGGGGAGGUGAUCACAAAACGCUACCGGGGAAUGCUCCAUGCACUCCUUAAGAUAUCCCACGAGGAAGGAAUUAGGGCUCUCUAUUUUGGAAUUGCACCAGCAGUGCUACGUCAAGCAACAUAUGGAACUAUCAAGUUUGGUAUUUACUAUUCGCUCAAACAGAUGCUAGUGAAUAAUCCCAAUGAAGAAAGACUCGGCAUCAAUGUAUUCUGUGCAGUCACAGCAGGAGUGGUGGCAAGUUCCAUGGCCAACCCUACAGACGUGCUUAAGGUGCGAUUACAAAGUGGACGUGCAGAAUUCAAGGAGAAGAGUCUUCCUCAAGCAUUCCUCAGCAUAUAUAACCAGGAGGGCAUACAGGGUUUAUGGAGGGGAGUGUGUCCUACAGCUCAGAGAGCAGGUGUGAUUGUGGGUGUAGAAUUGCCAAUAUAUGAUAUGUGCAAACACUAUUUUAUAAAGAUGAAUGUGCUACCCGACAAUGCAACAAACCAUUUCUUAUCGAGCUUCAUAUCAAGCCUAGGAGGUGCCGUUGCCUCGACGCCACUUGAUGUUGUGCGAACAAGAGUGAUGAACCAAAGGAAAUUGAAAUCUCCUGCACAAGUUAGUGGUAACGGGGCAGUGUGUACUUCAAGGAUUUAUUCAAGCACUCUGGACUGUUUAGUACAGACAGUAAAAGCAGAGGGACCCUUAGCCCUGUACAAGGGCUUCAUCCCUACAUGGCUCAGACUUGGGCCAUGGAACAUAAUCUUCUUUGUUACCUUUGAGCAACUGAAGAAGUUUUAUUAAGUUUAUCCGUGCUGUACGUCAUCUUCUGAAUUCAGCUUAAUUGACGAACUCAUCUGUCUAUUCAGAAGAUCACCUCAGCAUCAAGAUCUACCAGGCAUUUAAUCAGUACUGCAUUAAAGGUCCUGUAAAAAUUUUCAUAUUCUUACUGUUUUAAAUAUAAAAUUUUUCGUGAUACAUGGGACUUCCCAAUAUUUUUUUCCCCAAAUCUAAUAAGAUUUGAUAAUCAUCACAAAUGAAUGUUGAUAUUUGUGAAAAGGAAAAAUGUAAUGAUAAGCAAAGUGCUCCAGUUGGGAAGGCCUUUAUUUCCUUACUCUUUUUUUUUUUUUUUUUUUACCUUGGGGCUCAGAGCUGGUUCUUCACAUUUAUCAAGUUCUUGACAAUCUUGGAAGAAACCAACCUGAGAGGAUCUCAUAUUGUUCAUGAAGUAAGUCCUAUUUCACUUCCAUUUGUAUAUGAUGCAUUGAGUCAUCAUCAUUUGUGUUUAGUAUUAUUCUUUGUUAUAACCAAAAGUAUAAGAUGUCAAAAAUUUCUGGCAUGACCUGUUCAUCAUUCCUGCAGUGAAAAUAUUCCAUCAGGCUUGAAUAAAUGCAUAAUGCAUUAAUGUGAUGAAAGAAAUUGUGUAAAUUUAGGGAUAAAGUGUAUAUAAAACUAGUUUGAUGAAAUGAAUUGUCAAAUUCACAAACAAUUGAGUAUUUCAUAUAUUACAGUUGUUGUUCUUGGACUAUGUGUGGCAAUGCCAUUUUGAAACCAAAGAUCUUGGUGGAGAUUAAAGUGGCAGUUAUUAUAUUGUCAACUGUAUUUUUUUUAGACAGUGAGCAUGGAAAUAUUUAUUACUUGUCAAGUUUUAUAGUUAUUACACUUAGUACAGUAAAUGUAUUUUAGUCUUUAAAUUUGGCUUAUCAAUUUUUACAUCUUUGAAGUACUCAUACUAAAAAAGAAUCAUUGGCUGUAGAAAGUAAAAUGUAGCUCACUCCUAAACUCUGCCAUAAUUGACUGCAGUUGACAGCAUCUCUUACAUGAUGCUGAAAUGAUCUAUUUUUGUAAGGUGUGGGUGACCUCAAAUGCAGAUAUGGUGCAGUGAUUUAUUGUGGUACGUAAGCAAUUUAAUCUUGCAAAAAAGAUCUGCCAAUAAAUAUUUACCCAAAUUUCAAUCUAAAGUUUGAAUGUUGUACUUGUGAUCUUUAAAUAUGUAAGACUGUUUGAAAUUUGAAUGUGAAGUUUGGGGGUUUCCAGUUCUGCCAUGUUAAAACAUAUAAAGACCAGUUUCCUUAAAUACAUACUGUACUUGUUUGGGAAUGAAUGAGAGUAGAAAGGUGCAAGUGAUACUGAAUAACUUAUUCUUCCAAAUAAAAUUUACAAACCUGAAA